AUGAAUGCUGGGACCACAGUCCAUGCAGGGACCUACAGAUGUUUUGUAUCUUACGCCUACAACCUGGCUCUCUGGUCAAGGCAGAGCGACCCCCUGGAGAUUGUGGUCACAGGAUCUCUGCUCUCUGUCAGCAGAAGCAACACCAUGUCACCCACAUUCAUCAGCUUGCUGUGUCUUGGCCUGGCUGCCCAGGAUCAUAGGCCAGGUGAGAGCCAGAGGAGAAGGUCAGCUUUUGUGUGGAGAUGGAUCGUUCAUCCUGGAUCUUUCUUUCCAGGGUUCUUCAUGGUCCAGAUCAUCUGCAUACAAGCGGGAGAUUAUGACAAGCUCUUUCUGUCUGCUUGGCCAAGCCCUGUGGUUCCUCAAGGAGGACAAGUCACUCUUUGGUGUAACUCUCAUCUUGGGUAUGACAUAUUCAAACUGUACAAGGACGAUGGGGCCCAUGUCCCUGAGCUUCAGGACAGAAUGUUCAAAAACAAUUUUACCAUGAACUCUGUGACCACAGCACAUGCGGGGACCUACAGAUGUUUCAGGCCUUAUUUUCACUCCCCAAAGAGAUCAGCAGCCAGCAACCCCCUGAAGAUCAUGGUCACAGGAGUCCACAGAAAACCUUCCCUCUUGAUCCAACCUGGUCCUGUGGUGAAAUCAGGAGAAAAUCUUACCCUGAUAUGUUGCUCAGAGUUCAUGUUUGACAGCUUCGCUCUGAUUCUACAAAGAAGGGUUGGGGUAACCGAGGACCCCUUAGUCAUUGCUGGAGAGCCCCAUGAUGGGGGCUCCCGGGCCCACUUCUUCCUGGCUCCUGUAACAUCUACCCAUGCAGGGACCUACAGAUGCUACGGUUUUCUCAGUCACUCCCCCUAUGAGUGGUCAGCUCCUAGUGACUUCCUGGACAUCGUGAUCACAGGUCUAUACAAGAAGCCUUCUCUCUCAGCCCAGCCAUGGCCUGUGGUGAGGUCAGGAGAGAACAGGACAUUGUUCUGCAGCUCUCAGAGCUCAUUUGACUUCUACCAUCUAUAUUGGGAGGGGAAGGCCCUUGAACGCCGGCUCCCCGCAGUGCAGAGCCACAAUGGCACAUCCCAGGCCACCUUCCCUCUGGGCCCUGCAGCCCCAGCCCAUAGUGGGACCUACAGAUGCUAUGCCUCUUUCAGUGGCUCUCCCUACACGUGGUCAGCCCCAAGUGACCCACUGCACCUUUCUGUCACAGGCCCACAGACCCAGGCUUGGCUCUCUCAGGCCAACUUCCUCCUGCGCCCUGAGAGCAGCUCCCACAGGGGCCAAUAGAGCUGCUACAGUGCAUACAACCUCUCCUCUGAGUGGUCAGCCCCCAAUGACCCCCUGGACAUCCUGAUUGCAGGAGAGCAGCCCAGUGGAUUCAGUCAGGGACCCAGAUUCUGCACAGAGAGCUUUUCAUGUAUAUCCAGACGCCACAGUCUGGGGCAGUGCCAGGGCCCUCGAGUGCACCCUCCACACUGCCCGGACAAAAUGAUGUCCAUUGGAGGGAAGAGACUGGACACCCUGGUCCCACCUCAGGCUGGCUCUAAAGCAGGUGACACCCUGAAGUCUGUUAGGGUGGUCACGACAAGCCCUUGCUCUCAGCCGGGCCAAGACUUUGGUUCCCCUAGGAGGGUACACGACUCUUUACAUCCUCAACUUCAAUUUGUAACAUUCAAACUGUUCAAAAGAGUUGAGAUCCGUAUUUCUGACAUCGAGUGGACUUUUCAACAACAACAUCACCGUAAACCCUGA
Messenger RNA from Cynocephalus volans (Philippine flying lemur), 1743 nucleotides. RefSeq names its product putative killer cell immunoglobulin-like receptor like protein KIR3DP1. Gene Ontology annotation, cellular component: plasma membrane. Gene Ontology annotation, biological process: cytokine-mediated signaling pathway. Lineage: Eukaryota; Metazoa; Chordata; Mammalia; Dermoptera; Cynocephalidae. The record is from RefSeq and is a predicted model, not a curated record. The transcript is spliced from 9 exons. Gene Ontology annotation, molecular function: inhibitory MHC class I receptor activity.